This is a messenger RNA of Dictyostelium purpureum, 765 nucleotides long. RefSeq lists its product as uncharacterized. The transcript has 2 exons. Lineage: Eukaryota; Evosea; Eumycetozoa; Dictyosteliales; Dictyosteliaceae. Bases 1 to 765 code for a protein of 254 amino acids. The record is from RefSeq and is a predicted model, not a curated record.
AUGGGUAAAAAAGGGGCAGCUAAAAAAAUUUAUGAUUCAGUAAAAAGCUUUAAAAAAUUGAUUGACUCAAACAGUGGAGAAAUUCAAAAACUAAACAAUAUCAUUCCUGCUAAUGAAGAACUUUCACUUUUAAUUAAAAGCAUUGUACCAUAUGAUGAUAAAGAUGCUGAUAAUAUAUUAAAUAACACUUCAAAUAAAAGAAGAGUUCAAAGAAGUAACCAAUGCACUUUUUAUAGUGUUGCUGAAUCGAUCAUUGAAAUGGUUCCAAUAUCAAAUUUUAAUGUAUGUCUUUUUUUAAUUAUAAUGGCCUAUUAUUACGACCAUUAUAAUAGAAACAAAAACUUUUCAAUAUAUAGAACCAUAAUGUUACACAAGGUAGCAGGUGUUGCAUCAAGAUUCUAUGACUUAGAUUCUGAAGUUGGUAAUGAAGAUGAUCCAAAUCAAAGUGGAAUGGUUAUUGAUGCUUUGAAUAAUCAAAAAAAUGUAUCUUUUGCCAUAGAACUAACUCUAGGAUUAUGGAGAACAUUCGAAAAAUGUGCUAAAGGUAAAACAGAAGAUGAUGCAGAAACUGAUUUAGAAAGAAGUGAAAAAGAUGAAGAGACAUCCAGACAUGCAAUGAAUAUAGUUGGAUACAAUUAUAAAAAAGAAUGCUUCAUCGUCAAAAACCAUUGGGGUGAAGAUAAAUUCUUUUAUCUUCCAUUUAAGGUUUUGGAUAUGAAAAAAUUAACAAAACCAAUAUUGAUUUUUUUUAAUAAAAAUAAAUAA